CAGCCCGGACUUCGUCUGCGCUCCGCCACCCCUGCAAGGUAGGACGCUGCUGCGGAGGCUGCCGCCCCGCGGAGGCAGGAUACUGGGGUGGGGCCGGGCCGAGGGCCUCACCUUUCUUCUGGGCUUGAAGUGGCCCGGCUUCCUCAAUGCUCGCGGGAGGAGGAGGCGGGCAAGCGGGGCUUCGGCGUCUCUCCACCUCCUCGGGCGGCAGAAGAGGACAAGGGUUUGCGUGACCGGUUCACUUCUGACACCUGGCGUUGCAGCAGCCUGUUUGAACAAUGGAGGCGGAAGAUGAGAUGGAAAAGAUCAAUAUUGUCAGCGAAAACAACCAGGAGAGCGAGCCGGAAGAUCAAGGGGAGGCGCUGCUGGGCACCCCGAAGAGCCUGCCCAGCAGCUGGCAACACAAAUGCGCCUCUUAUGUCCUGGCCCUCCGCCCCUGGAGCUUCAGCGCCUCCCUCACCCCGGUGGCCCUAGGCAGCGCUCUCGCCUACCGCUCCCUGGGGACCUUGGACCCUGGGCUCCUGGUCGGCAGCGCAGUGACUGUCUUGGCCGUCCACGGGGCCGGGAACCUCGUGAACACCUACUACGACUUCUCCAAGGGGAUCGAUCACAAGAAGAGCGACGACCGGACCCUGGUGGACCGGAUAUUGGAGCCCCAGGAUGUGGUCAGAUUCGGGGUCUUCUUGUACACCCUUGGGUGCAUAUCUGCGGCCUGCCUCUAUUGCCUCUCUACCCUCAAGCUGGAGCAUCUAGCCCUGAUCUACUUCGGAGGGCUCUCUAGCUCCUUUCUCUAUACUGGAGGCAUUGGCUUCAAGUACGUGGCACUGGGCGACGUGGUGAUCCUCAUCACCUUUGGGCCGCUGGCCGUGAUGUUCGCCUACGCCGUGCAGGUGGGCUACCUGUCGGUCUCGCCCUUGCUUUACGCCGUCCCGCUGGCCCUGAGCACCGAGGCCAUCCUGCACAGCAACAACACCCGGGACAUGGAGUCGGACCGGCAGGCCGGCAUCGUCACCCUGGCCAUCCUCAUUGGGCCGACGUUCUCCUACUUCCUGUACAACGCCCUCCUCUUCCUGCCCUACCUGGUCUUCUGCGUCCUGGCUACCCGCUACACCAUCACGAUGGCCCUCCCGCUCCUCACAAUCCCCAUGGCUUUCUCCCUGGAGAGGCAGUUCCGCAGCCAGAGCUUCACCAAGAUCCCCCAAAGGACAGCCAAGCUCAACCUCUUGCUGGGACUCUUCUACGUCUUUGCCAUCCUCUCGGCACCCCCGGGGGCCCUUCCAAAGCUCUAGGGGGAGGGAGUUCUGUGGAGGUGGCCGUGGCUGAAAACUCCAGGUUUUCCCUUGAGAACUGGGUGCAGUGGAAGUCGAUCCGUCGGGGCGAGAGGGGUUGCUGCUCCACCAACUUCGGCUUGCAUCCAGUCCAGGGUGGUGGUCCUGGCUGUCGGCUUCCUCCUUCUCCUUAGUCU
Lacerta agilis (Sand lizard) is the source of this 1465-nucleotide messenger RNA. It is a transcript of the gene UBIAD1, whose product is annotated as UbiA prenyltransferase domain containing 1. The coding region runs from base 279 to 1289 and encodes 336 amino acids. NCBI's taxonomy places the organism in Eukaryota, Metazoa, Chordata, Lepidosauria, Squamata, Lacertidae. Gene Ontology annotation, cellular component: Golgi membrane; endoplasmic reticulum. The record is from RefSeq and is a predicted model, not a curated record. Gene Ontology annotation, molecular function: prenyltransferase activity. The transcript has 3 exons. Gene Ontology annotation, biological process: menaquinone biosynthetic process; vitamin K biosynthetic process.